GGGCCCGUCGGGGCAUGAGGGCGAGAGCACGGCGGGGGGGGGCGGCCAGACAGAGCGAGCGAGGAGGAGGAGGAGGAGGACGCCGAGGAGGAAGAAGGAGGAGGCAAAGAAAAGAAGCGGCGGCGGCGGAGGAGGAGGAGGAGGGAGCGAGGAGGCGCGCGGCCCCCCGCUCCCUCCCUCCCCCCCUGACCCCCGACCCCCGCCGGCCGGCCCCCCGCCCCAGCCCCGGAGGGAGCUCAUGGGAGUAUGAAGGAGAUGGUAGGAGGCUGCUGCGUAUGUUCGGACGAGAGGGGCUGGGCCGAGAAUCCGCUGGUCUACUGUGAUGGGCACGCGUGUAGCGUGGCUGUCCACCAAGCUUGCUAUGGCAUCGUCCAGGUGCCAACAGGACCCUGGUUCUGCAGGAAAUGUGAAUCUCAGGAGCGAGCAGCCAGGGUGAGGUGUGAGCUGUGCCCACACAAAGAUGGGGCAUUGAAGAGGACUGACAAUGGAGGCUGGGCCCACGUGGUGUGUGCCCUCUACAUCCCUGAGGUGCAGUUUGCCAACGUGCUCACCAUGGAGCCCAUCGUGCUGCAGUACGUGCCUCAUGAUCGCUUCAACAAGACAUGUUACAUCUGUGAGGAGCAGGGCCGGGAGAGCAAGGCAGCCUCAGGAGCUUGCAUGACCUGUAACCGCCACGGAUGUCGACAGGCUUUCCAUGUCACCUGUGCCCAAAUGGCAGGCCUGCUGUGUGAGGAGGAAGUGCUGGAGGUCGACAACGUCAAGUACUGUGGCUAUUGCAAAUACCACUUCAGCAAAAUGAAGACAUCCCGGCACACAAGCGGGGCAGGCAGCGGAGGAGGGGGCGGCACAGGGGGAGGCGGUAGCGGCUUCAUCGCUGGCCGGAGGAGCAGGUCGGCCUCGCCAUCCACGCAGCAGGAGAAACACCCUUCCCACCACGAGAGGGGCCAGAAGAAGAGUCGAAAGGACAAAGAACGCCUUAAACAGAAGCACAAGAAGCGGCCUGAGUCACCCCCCAGCAUCCUCACCCCACCUGUGGUCCCCACUGCUGACAAGGUCUCCUCCUCAGCUCCCUCCUCCUCCCACCACGAGGCCAGCACUCAGGAGACUUCUGAAAGCAGCAGGGACUCAAAGGGGAAAAAGUCUUCCAGCCAUGGCCUGAGUCACAAGGGGAAGAAGCUGAGCAGUGGGAAAGGUGUGAGCAGCUUUACCUCCGCCUCCUCCUCUUCUUCCUCCUCCUCUUCCUCCUCCUCUGGGGGCCCCUUCCAGCCUGCAGUUUCGUCCCUGCAGAGCUCCCCCGACUUCUCUGCAUUCCCCAAGUUGGAGCAGCCAGAGGAGGACAAGUACUCCAAGCCCACAGCACACCCCCCUUCGGCUCCUCCCUCUCCCUCAGCCCCUGAGCCCCCCAAGGCUGACCUCUUUGAGCAGAAGGUGGUCUUCUCUGGCUUUGGGCCCAUCAUGCGCUUCUCCACCACCACCUCCAGCUCGGGCCGGGCCCGGGCCCCGUCCCCGGGAGACUAUAAGUCACCCCACGUCUCGGGGUCCGGGGCCUCAGCAGGCACCCACAAGCGGAUGCCCACACUGAGCGCCGCCCCCGUGCCCGCUGAGGAGACCCCUGAGACAGGCCUGAAGGAGAAGAAGCACAAAGCCAGCAAGAGGAGCCGACACGGGCCAGGCCGUCCCAAGGGCAGCCGCAACAAGGAGGGCACCGGGGGCCCGGCCCUUCCCUCCCUGCCCGGUGCCCAGCUGGCUGGCUUUACCGCCACUGCUGCCUCACCCUUCUCCGGAGGUUCCCUUGUCAGCUCUGGCCUGGGUGGUCUGGCCUCCCGUACCUUUGGGCCUUCCGGGAGCCUGCCCAGCCUGAGCCUGGAGUCCCCCCUGCUGGGGGCAGGCAUCUACACCAGUAAUAAGGACCCCAUCUCCCACGGUGGUGGAAUGCUGCGGGCUGUCUGCAGCACCCCCCUCUCCUCCAGCCUUCUGGGGCCCCCAGGGACCUCGGCCUUGCCCCGCCUCAGCCGCUCCCCAUUCACCAGCACCCUCCCUUCCUCCUCUGCUUCUAUCUCCACCACUCAGGUGUUUUCUCUGGCUGGCUCCACCUUUAGUCUCCCUUCUACCCACAUCUUUGGAACCCCCAUGGGUGCCGUUAACCCCCUCCUCACCCAAGCCGAGAGCAGCCACACAGAGCCAGACCUGGAGGACUGCAGCUUCCGAUGUCGGGGGACCUCCCCCCAGGAGAGUCUGUCUUCCAUGUCCCCCAUCAGCAGUCUCCCAGCACUCUUCGACCAGACAGCACCCUGCGGGGGCGGCCAGUUGGACCCAGCGGCCCCCGGAACGACUAACAUGGAGCAGCUGCUGGAGAAGCAGGGCGAUGGCGAGGCCGGAGUCAACAUCGUGGAGAUGCUGAAGGCGCUGCAUGCACUGCAGAAGGAAAACCAGAGGCUUCAGGAGCAGAUCCUGAGCCUUACGGCCAAGAAAGAGCGACUGCAGAUUCUCAACGUGCAACUCUCUGUGCCCUUCGCCGCCCUGCCUGCCGCCCUGCCUGCCACCAACGGCCCUGUCCCUGGGCCCUAUGGCCUGCCUCCCCAAGCCGGCAGCAGCGAUUCCUUGAGCACCAGCAAGAGCCCUCCGGGGAAGAACAGUCUGGGCCUGGACAACUCGCUGUCCACGUCUUCCGAGGACCCACACUCAGGCUGCCCAAGCCGCAGCAGCUCGUCGCUGUCCUUCCACAGCACGCCCCCACCGCUGCCCCUGCUCCAGCAGAGCCCUGCUACUCUGCCCCUGGCCCUGCCUGGGGGCCCUGCCCCGCUCCCGCCCCAGCCACAGAAUGGGCUAGGCCGGGCACCCGGGGCAGCGGGGCUGGGGGCUAUGCCCAUGGCUGAGGGGCUGCUGGGGGGGCUGGCGGGCAGCGGGGCCCUGCCCCUCAAUGGGCUCCUGGGGGGGUUGAAUGGGGCUGCCGCCCCCAACCCCGCGGGCUUGAGCCAGGCUGGCGGGGCCCCCGCGCUGCAGCUGCCAGGUUGUCUCAACAGCCUCACCGAGCAGCAGCGACACCUCCUGCAGCAGCAAGAGCAGCAGCUCCAGCAGCUCCAGCAGCUCCUGGCGUCCCCACAGCUGACCCCGGAACACCAGACUGUUGUCUACCAGAUGAUCCAGCAGAUCCAGCAGAAGCGGGAGCUGCAGCGGCUGCAGAUGGCCGGGGGCUCCCAGUUGCCCAUGGCCAGCCUGCUGGCCGGGAGCUCCACCCCGCUGCUGUCCGCGGGCACUCCUGGCCUGCUGCCCACAGCAUCUGCCCCACCUCUGCUGCCCGCCGGAGCCCUGGUGGCUCCCUCGCUCGGCAACAACACAAGUCUCAUGGCCGCAGCAGCUGCGGCCGCAGCAGUAGCGGCAGCAGGCGGACCUCCAGUCCUCACUGCCCAGACCAACCCCUUCCUCAACCUGUCGGGGGCGGAUGGCAGUGGCAGUGGCCCCAAAGGAGGGACUGCUGACAAAGGAGCCUCAGCCAACCAGGAAAAAGGCUAAAUCCACCCAGGCUCCUGCUGACCCCCCAAGUGGAGGGGCAGAUCCUGGUUUGAGGGGUCCCAGCCUGGAGCGGGCACCUGUACCCAGACACUGGAGAGCCCCGGCCUAGAGCAUGUGCUGAGGCCCGGGGAGUGUGGGGUGUUCCUGGUGCCGAGGACUGAGACCGAGAGGGGAGCCCCUUCCAUCUGGCCCCCCUCCCCCUCUGCACUGGCCCCUUUGUGAGGGGCUCAGAAGGAGGACAGGCUCCAAGCCCGCCUAGGAGCCCCCACUCUCAGCGAAUGUUUUGAGGUUCCCCAGAGAGCAAAGUGGGCCAUGGCAUAAGUGGGGGGUUGGUUGAACCCGCCACGUAAAAUGGAUUAGCACUUGAGUGGGAUAAGUGGGGGGCUAGGCCCUGGGCCUGCCCCUGUGCGGAAGUCUUUUAUGGAAGAAGGGGUGGCCCUACUUGACCUGCAGUUUCUUCCCAACUUGGGCAGAUGGCAAGAGGGCUUCCUGGGACUGUUUCUCGCUGGGCCCCUUCCCCUGCCCCCGACAAGGGUCACAAGCUGAGCUUGUAAAAGCCCACAGACUAGGGGGCCGAAGAAGGGGUAGGAUAGCAUCAAAUUUGGCCCAAGCCUCCCUACCUCUGGGGGGUGGGCCCCAGUGAUGGGCUGGGGGAAGGCAGGGGGUGGGCGGCGCAGCCCCCUCGAUCCCCUGCCCCUUGUUUGCACUAUUGGAUUUAGGAGUGCCGAGGGUGGGGAGAUGGAGCUGCCUGACUCAGAGAGCGUGUAUGCGUGUGCGUGUGUCUGUCCAUCUGUCUGUCUGUCUACCCCUGGAGCCCGGGCAGCCGAGGGCAGGGAUAGGAGCAGUGCUCUGAUGAGGCAGUAUCAGAGGGGCGCUCCCAGGUCUUGUUUGCACCCUCUCACCUCACCAACUUUGGUCCCUCUCUGGGGCCCGAAUGGUUAACAAAAACCAGAACCGUACUCCAAUAUUGGAGAGUAACUGGGGGCUGGGGGCUUUGAAUCAGGGUAAUAUCCUGCCUUUCCUCCCCCAGACUCCACAUGGUCUCAGUGCCCCCUCAGCGCUCCCCUUGCCCCACUGAUACUUGGUCCUGCUUCCCUGGCAAAGGGGAGCCCCAGGGAUUGGGGGACGAGGCAAGGGGGGUUAAGUGCCACUUCUUUUAGUGAAACCUUCCUCCCAGGAUUAGCCAGCCUGCCUUCCUGCACUCCACCCCCACCCACCAGGGGAGACUUAAGCUUACGCUGACCUACAACUGUCCCUUCACCCACCAGCUAUUUCCCCGGGGUGUAGUGGGCAA
Messenger RNA from Balaenoptera acutorostrata (minke whale), 4807 nucleotides. It is a transcript of the gene MLLT6, whose product is annotated as MLLT6, PHD finger containing. The record is from RefSeq and is a predicted model, not a curated record. Lineage: Eukaryota; Metazoa; Chordata; Mammalia; Artiodactyla; Balaenopteridae. Gene Ontology annotation, molecular function: nucleosome binding; histone binding. The transcript has 20 exons. Gene Ontology annotation, cellular component: nucleus. Gene Ontology annotation, biological process: regulation of transcription by RNA polymerase II. Bases 247 to 3513 code for a protein of 1088 amino acids.